Molecule: messenger RNA, 1302 nt
Organism: Cryptococcus amylolentus CBS 6039
Lineage: Eukaryota; Fungi; Basidiomycota; Tremellomycetes; Tremellales; Cryptococcaceae
Product: nuclear distribution protein PAC1
Exons: 6
Coding region: 1-1302 (433 amino acids)
Biological process (GO): negative regulation of transcription by RNA polymerase II
Cellular component (GO): transcription repressor complex; nucleus
Molecular function (GO): protein binding
Source: RefSeq, a predicted model, not a curated record
AUGUUAUCCUACCUCCAUGCGACGGGGAUGCAAGAUUCCUUCGAAGCGUUGAAACGAGAGACCGAGAACGACGACUUUGUCAUGGACGACCCCAAAGCGCGAUGGGUGGGAUUACUGGAAAAGAAGUGGACCAGUGUCAUACGGCUACAGAAGAAGAUCAUGGACUUGGAAUCCCGCAACGCCGCCCUCCUCGCCGAGCUUGCCUCCCCAACCCGGGCUUCAGCAGCCUCCUCCUCAUCUUCACAACCCUUCAUCCCUCGAGCCCCUGCGCGCCAGACCCUCACAUCACACAGAGCACCGAUAACAAGAGUAGCUUUCCACCCCAAGUGGACGGUGCUGGCGAGCGCGAGUGAGGAUGCGAGUGUCAAGAUAUGGGAUUGGGAAGGGGGCGAGAUGGAACGGACGGUCAAGGGGCAUACGAAGGCUGUGAUGGAUGUAGACUUUGAGCCCAAGGGGAAUCUCAUGGUGACAUGCUCUUCUGAUCUGACCAUCAAACUCUGGGACACUGCAAACGAAUACACAAACGUCAAGACCCUCCAUGGCCACGACCAUUCGGUCUCCAGCGUCCGCUUCAUGCCCGACGGAGAGAAGCUCAUUUCUGCGAGUCGGGACAAGACGAUUAGAGUGUGGGAGGUUGCGAGCGGGUAUUGCACAAAGACAUUCUCUGGGCAUGCAGAGUGGGUCAGAGAGGUGGUAGCUUCAGAGGAUGGUCUGUGGCUCGUCAGCGCUUCGAAUGAUCAGACAUCACGCAUAUGGGACUUUUCAACAGGAGAAACCAAGAUGGAACUCCGGGGACACGAACACGUCGUGGAAUGCGCCGUCUUUGCGCCCGUCAAUUCAUAUCCCGCCAUCCGAGAAUUAGCUGGUUUGAAGGCAAACACGAGAGCAAAAGCUCCAGGAGCAUUCGUAGCUACAGGUUCUCGAGACAAGACCAUCAAGCUCUGGGACGCCUUGUCUGGUCAGCUCUUACGGACAUUUGUCGGACACGACAACUGGAUCCGCGCCCUCGUCUUCCACCCCACCGGCAAAUACCUCCUCUCCGCUUCAGACGACAAGACCAUCAAGGUCUGGGAUCUCGCCACUGGCCGCUGCGCCAAGACGAUCGACGCUCAUGGGCACUUUGUCACGUGCAUGACUUGGGGACGGGCGACUGUAGGUGGCUCAGCGAGUGGAGAGGGAGAAGGGGAGAAGGAGGCGGUCAGUGGGGUGGAAGGGAAGAAGGAGGAGCCGAGAAGAAUUAACGUGCUGGCGACGGGCUCGGUGGACCAGACUGUCAAGGUGAGCACAUGGCUUGCCGGCUGA